Molecule: messenger RNA, 683 nt
Organism: Nyctereutes procyonoides (raccoon dog)
Lineage: Eukaryota; Metazoa; Chordata; Mammalia; Carnivora; Canidae
Product: C-C motif chemokine 3
Exons: 3
Coding region: 59-340 (93 amino acids)
Biological process (GO): monocyte chemotaxis; immune response; lymphocyte chemotaxis
Cellular component (GO): extracellular region
Molecular function (GO): CCR chemokine receptor binding; chemokine activity
Source: RefSeq, a predicted model, not a curated record
GUGCCCAGGCCCACCUCUGCAGACAAGCAAGCCCUCGCUCCAUCCACAGCUCAGCGUCAUGAAGGUCCCCGGGGCUGCCCUCGCCGUCCUCCUCUGCACCAUGUCCCUCUGCAGCCAGGUCUUCUCUGCACCAUUUGGUGCUGACACCCCAAUAGCCUGCUGCUUCUCCUACGUCUCCAAGCAGAUUCCACGCAAGUUCAUAGUCGACUGCUUUGAGACCAGCAGCCAAUGCUCCAAGCCCGGUAUUAUCUUCCAAACCAGAAAAGGCCGCCAGGCCUGUGCCAACCCCAGUGAGGCCUGGGUCCAGGAAUAUGUGGCCGAUCUGAAGCUGAAAGCCUGAGUGGCCUGGAAGCUUGGAGAACCCAGUGACCUCAGUGGGCUGACAGGGGAGCAGAAGUCCGAGCCUUGGAAACACCCCUCUAACCUCCACAGCUACCUCUCCUGUGGGUUGGUUGUUGCCAAACAGCCACACUCAGGGACUCUUUCUAACUUAAAUUUCAACUUAUUUAUACUAUUUAAUUUUUGUUAUUUAUUUUCAAUGUCAUACUCUGGGACCAUUUGCUCCGAGAGACCCCAAGAUACCUUCUUCAUUUGCACUGUCCCUUCAUUUGCACUGUGGAUUGGAGUCAAUUGAGUGACUGUCAUGGUUUAUUCUAGGCAGAAGUGGCAUGCAAGCCACCAGA